AUGCUCAAUCGCUGGAAGGCUGCUAUUUCCACCUACUGCUUAAAGGUGAAGUUCCCAACAGAACAGGGGAUCGGAGAAAUUAAAGGAGACCAGGUGUUGGCAAGAGAAUGCUAUCAGGCCGUCCUGGCCUCAAAAGAGAACCAUACGUGGACGAUCGAAGAGAAAUCGCCAGAGAUUGUGGAAAAGCUUGAAAUGGUAGAGCUGGCUGAAGGGAGUCCACCAAAGACGACCCAAAUAGGGAUGAACCUGAGUCCCAGGAUGAAGGAAGAGAUCGUCAGCUUCCUGAAAAGCAACCUCAAUAUAUUCGCAUGGAGCCACGAAGAUAUGCUGGAAAUCCCAGCAAGCCUUAUCCAGCAUCACCUGAAUGUUGACCCGGGAAAGAAGUCCGUCCAGCAGAAAAGGAGAGUUUUUGCCCCCGAGCAAAACAAGGCAGUGAUGGACGAAGUAAAUAAGUUACUUGCAGCCAAAUUUAUUCGGGAAGUCCACUACCCCGAGUGGUUGGCCAAUCUAGUGGACUCCACAGCAGGGCACAAACUUCUCACGUUUAUGGAUGCGUUCUCUGGAUACAACCAGAUACAAAUGGCUGAAGAAGACCAAGAAAAUACUGCUUUUAUCACCAGCCAGGGACUAUGUUGUUACCGGGUCAUGCCUUUUGGACUCAAGAACGCAGGUGCCACCUAUCAGAGGUUGGUGAACCAGAUGUUCGAGAAGCAAAUCGGGAGAAACGUGGAGGUUUACAUUGACGAUAUGCUCGUCAAGAGCAAAGAGGAAGAAGAUCAUCUGGACGACCUCAGGGAGACGUUCAAUACGCUCAGGCAGUACAGCAUGAAGCUAAACCCAUCCAAGUGUGCUUUUGGGGUUUCCUCUGGAAAAUUCCUCGGGUUUAUGGUUUCGCAGAGAGGGAUAGAAGCAAACCCCGAGAAGGUCAAAGCCAUCCUUGAAAUGUCCUCACCCAGGACGGUCAAAGAAGUGCAAUCCCUCACAAGAAGAAUAGCAGCCCUCAACAAGAUCGUCUCGAAGGCUACAGACAAAUGCCUUCCAUUCUUCAAGACUUUGAAGAAAGUGUUUUCCUGGACGGAGGAGUGUGAAACGGCGUUCCAAGAGUUGAAGCGCUAUCUUAGCAACCCUCUGCUCUUAAGCCCAUCGAAAGAGGGCGAAGACUUAUUCCUGUUCUUAGCUGUGUCUGUUACGGCCGUCAGCGUGGCGUUGAUCAGAGAAGAAGACAGGUUGCAACUUCCUGUGUAUUACGUUAGCCAGGCUUUCCAGGGUGCUGAGGCACGGUAUCCUCACAUAGAGAAGAUUACCCUCGCCCUGAUUAUGGCUUCGAGAAAACUUCGUCCAUACUUUCAAGCCAAUCCCAUCAUUGUAAUGACAGACCAACCCAUCAAAAAAGCAAUGAACAAGCCCGAAGCGGCAGGACGAAUGAAAGGAGGCGGAGCAGGCAUCAUCAUCACUUCCCCUGAAAAAAAUGUUCUCAAGUAUGGGGUCCAGCUCAAAUUCUCUGUAACCAAUAAUGAGGCAAAAUACGAGGCCUUAUUGACGGGAUUGAGAAUAGCUUGGGCACUUGGAGGUGAGAAUAUUGUGCUCAAGAGCGACUCCCAGCUCAUCAUAGGGCAAGUGAGAGGGGAGUACGAAGUAAAGGAGGCAAGGAUGCAGAAGUAUCUCAAAUUGACGAACCAGCUGGUAAGUGCCUUUAAUUACGUAGAGUUCAUCCAGAUCCCUAGGGAUCAGAACGCUGAAGCUGACGAAGUUGCACGAAGUGCCUCAACGGACAACCAAAAUAAAAGGUUCGAUUGGAAGAUGGAAGAACAAAACUCCCUAGCAUCCAGGGACUUCAAACUCUCUUGGUGCACAUCGACCCUGGAUGGACGAGCCCGAUUUUGUCAUUCCUUCGAGAAGGACGACUACCGUCAGAUCCAGAAGAAGCUAAAAAGGUCCAGAAACGAGCAGUCAGAUUUACGAUACUUAAUGACGAACUCUACAAAAGGAGUUACUCCUAACUGUAUUUGA
Molecule: messenger RNA, 2010 nt
Organism: Quercus lobata
Lineage: Eukaryota; Viridiplantae; Streptophyta; Magnoliopsida; Fagales; Fagaceae
Exons: 3
Coding region: 1-2010 (669 amino acids)
Molecular function (GO): RNA-DNA hybrid ribonuclease activity; nucleic acid binding
Source: RefSeq, a predicted model, not a curated record